AUGGAUAGUAAGAAUAUCCAGAAAAAUGCUAUGCAAAAAAGUGCAGAGUUCACUUUCACUCCACCACCCGCGGCACCUGUAUUUGAGCCUACGCUUGAAGAUUUUGCGGAUCCAUUGGGAUAUAUCGCUAAGAUUCGCCCUGUUGCUGAAAUAACUGGUAUUUGUAAAAUAAAACCUCCAGCGCGUUGGCAGCCACCUUUUUCGUUGGAUGUUGACAAAUUAAAGUUUGUACCACGAAUACAAAAAUUAAACGAAUUGGAAGCCAUUACUCGAUUGAAGUUGUUAUUUCUCGAAAAAAUUUUGAAAUUUUGGGACUUACAGGGCUCGCCAUUAAAAAUUCCUAUGAUUGAAAACAAAACAUUAGAUUUGUAUUGUUUAAAAUUUUGGGUAGAUGAAGAAGGUGGUUUCGAAAAUUGUAAUACACCAAAAAAAUGGCGUAAGAUAGCAAAUUCCAUGGGCUACAGUCAAAAUGCUAAUACUAUGAAUUUUUUAAGAAGCAAUUAUGAAAAAAUUUUGCUGCCUUAUGAAAUAUUUGAAAAAAGUAAAGCUGAUAUAUUAAAGACUGUUAAAAAGGGUGAGACAAAAGUUGAAAUUAAAACUGAUGGUGAUGUUGUUAAGCAGUCCUUUAAAGAAGUAUCAGUAGAAUCAAUCACUAAAAUAAAAGAUGAAUGUAAGAAUUACAUACCUCACACAAGUAUUAAAAAAACUAAAACUGGAUCAGAUAUUAAACCUGAUGUGGUCAAUAAUAGUAUUGUAGAAAGUGAGGAAAUGAAAUGUAAUAGAGAGCUGAGGAGAUUAGCAUGUUAUGGACCUGGGCCCAAAAUGCCUGGUCUUAAUGAUGAAGAGUUUGAUAUAACAAAAUCUAGAAAAAGACCAAGAUAUGAUUUAGAUCCCUUAGCAGUUUAUGUUUGUGCUAUUUGUCAAAAAGAUCAUACUGAUAAUCUAUUGUUGAUUUGUAACGGUUGUUCUGAUACUUAUCAUACAUUUUGUCUUAAACCUCCCUUAAAUUCCGUUCCUGAUGGAGAUUGGCGUUGUCCCUGUUGUAUAGCUGAGGAGGUACAUAAGCCAGCAGAGGCCUUCGGCUUUGCUCAGGCUGAAAGGGAAUAUACUCUUCAACAGUUUGGAGAGAUGGCUGAUAAAUUUAAAUCAGAUUAUUUUGGUAUGUCUGGACAUUUAGUGCCUACAUCUGUUGCAGAAAAAGAAUUCUGGAGAAUUAUAUCAUCAGUGGAAGAAGAUGUAACAGUAGAAUAUGGUGCAGACUUGCACUCUAUGGAUCAUGGUUCAGGUUUUCCAACAAAGUCCUCCUUGAAUCUUUAUCCUGGUGAUCAAGAGUAUGUAGAUUCAGGAUGGAAUUUAAAUAACCUACCAGUCUUAGAUGGUUCAGUGCUAAGAUUUAUUAAUGCAGACAUCUCAGGUAUGACUGUACCUUGGAUGUAUGUUGGUAUGUGCUUCUCUGCAUUUUGCUGGCACAAUGAGGACCACUGGAGUUAUUCAAUUAAUUAUUUGCAUUGGGGUGAAGCAAAAACUUGGUAUGGUGUACCAGGAAGUGGGGCAGAACUGUUGGAGAAUGCAAUGAAAGCAGCGGCUCCAGAGCUUUUCAAAUCUCAACCAGAUUUACUUCAUCAGUUAGUUACUAUAAUGAAUCCUAACAUACUGAUGGCAGCAGGGGUCCCUAUUUAUCGUACUGAUCAACAAGCUGGUGAAUUUGUUGUGACAUUUCCACGAGCCUAUCAUGCAGGUUUCAAUCAAGGCUAUAACUUUGCUGAAGCAGUAAAUUUUGCUCCACCAGACUGGCUUAAAAUUGGGCGAGAAUGUAUUACCCAUUACAAGUACCUCAAAAGGUUUUGUGUUUUCUCUCAUGAUGAACUAAUUUGUAAAAUGGCUUUAGAAGGUGAUCGUCUAGAUUUAGAAACAGCUUUGGAAACACAAAAGGAAUUAGUUUCGGCUACAGAGGAAGAAGGUAGGUUACGGGCAAAGAUAGCUAAGCAAGGAUUAAAAAGCGUACGAAGAACUGCCUUUGAGUUGCUGGGAGAUGAUGAGAGACUUUGUGAGGUAUGCAAGACAACAUGUUUCUUGUCAUCUGUAUCAUGUGCUGAUUGUAAGCAUAUGGCAUGCCUGCAGCAUGCCAAUGAUUUUUGCCAGUGUCCUUUAGAUAAAAAAACUCUCAAUUAUAGAUAUGACAUGGAUGAGUUACACAUAAUGUUGCAGACUCUUGACUUUAGAGUUAACAGUUUUGAUAAAUGGAUGACAGAAACAAAGAAAAUGUUGCUUCCAACUGCCCCUGAUAUAGGAAGAGUCCAAAAAUUUAAAGUGUUAUUAGAUGAAGCAGAUGAACUUAAAAUACCAAAGUGUAUGUUGUUAACACAAUUAAAGAAUGAGUAUACUGCAGCUACUGAAAAUGUUGAACCGAUUAUUAUAGAAUUAGAUGAUGAUUAA
Parnassius mnemosyne (clouded apollo) is the source of this 2436-nucleotide messenger RNA. NCBI's taxonomy places the organism in Eukaryota, Metazoa, Arthropoda, Insecta, Lepidoptera, Papilionidae. The record is from the annotation of a GenBank genome assembly.